This is a messenger RNA of Impatiens glandulifera, 1590 nucleotides long. RefSeq lists its product as uncharacterized. The record is from RefSeq and is a predicted model, not a curated record. The transcript is spliced from 8 exons. Gene Ontology annotation, molecular function: cysteine-type peptidase activity. Lineage: Eukaryota; Viridiplantae; Streptophyta; Magnoliopsida; Ericales; Balsaminaceae. Bases 1 to 1590 code for a protein of 529 amino acids. Gene Ontology annotation, biological process: proteolysis.
AUGAAACAUCUCAGUACCUCAUAUUUUGAGAAGAAGGAGAAGGCUGAAGAUCCUUAUGCUCCUUUUGCAUAUAACAUAUAUGGGUUCGCAUUGGCACUUCAAGUGUGGACGUAUGAGGUCAUCGAAAACUUUAUCCUUAAAUUCGUCAGAAGGAAUCAGAUUAAUGACCCUCUACGCCCAAGGUUGUUACUCUAUCAUUCCAACAGGAAAAACACAUCGAUCGAGGUAAAGACUGCCCUAGAGACCAUGGAUGUGACUGAGAUGGAAGAGAAGAGAAAGGCUGAUGCUACUCAUAAAGAAGCAGCCAACUUGAAGAAGAAGCUUGCUUAUGAAUCGAUUCCGGCCUGCAUUCUUACUCCCCCCUCCGCGACCUCAAGUCCUCAGGCUGAGACACCUUCUCCUCGGGCUCCAACACCUUCUGUUGGAUGUGAAUUUAAUGAGAUGAAAGAGGAGCUGAAAAUAGAGAUGAAAGAGGAGCUGAAAAAGCUGAAAACAGAGCUCAUCAACGAGCUGAAAAUCACAAUCCAAGAAAGUCAAGAAACUCACCUUGAGUCGUUCAAGAAGAUGGUUAAGGAUUCUAAGAAGGAUGUCGAAGUUGAGAAGAGCAAGGAGAUGAUAGCGAUGCAGGAGACUGUGGGGGAUGAUGAGAAGGUGAAUGAUGGGAAUGAUGGGAAGAAAGAUGAUGUAAAGGAGGACGAUGAUAAGGUGGAGGAUGAACGAAAAGAGGACGAUGAGAAGGUGGAGGACGAACAGAAGGUGGAGGACGUAAAGGUGGAGGAUGAUGAGAAGCUGGAUGGUGUGGCUAAGGUGGAUGAUGUGGAGGUUGAUCUGAAAGUGAAGGUGAAGGAUGAGAAGAGUGUGGGUGUGGAUGUGAAGGCACAGACAAAUGAGGAAAUUAUGGGAGGAGAUGACAAUGAUGACAAUGAUGAUUUCCAAGUUAUAACAAGGUUGACAUGGCUUGAAGACACUGAAAUCGAUGCAUUCUGCCAUCUAUUGCGGAAAAGGAUUUCCGACUAUCCCAAGACAUAUAAAAAUUCGCAUGUGGCAAUAGGGGAUUGCGUAUUGUCGGAUAGAAUCAGGCGAGAGCACAGGGAUUUUAUUAAGGAUCCUGCAAACUAUCCAGUCGCCGAAUUCAAAGACUAUUAUAUGGGCGCACCACAUAGAUAUAUGCCCGAAUGGUCAACAAUUGACGAUGUCUACAUGCCUUACCGCAUUGACGUGUACGACUGUGAUGCCUAUCUUUAUAAGAAUCUGGAUCCUUAUUUGAAACCCUUCUGCAACAUGAUUCCACAUAUAUUCGCAAAGACAAUCACUCCUGGUGAGAGGGUAAGGUAUCCUAAAUUCAACUUCGAAGGCCCCAUCCAACCAAUGACUUACAAACGGUUACCACACCCCAAAGUGAAAACCGCUGCAGCUAAGGUUGGAGAAGUCCCACGGGCAACAGAGAGCGGGGACUGUGGGGUAUUCACUCUAAUGUAUAUGGAACACUUGACCGCUAAUCAAGCCGUGCACAAUGUGACCUCAGAAAACAUGGAGUUUUUUAGGCAGAAGAUGGCGGUCAGGUUAUUCCAUCAGAUUAUCGAACCUUAG